CGGCGGCGGCGAGACCUUAAUUAAUCCCUCUAGCUUGUUUUCCUAAUCCCACAAGAACCGGAACUCUGAACGUAAAUAAAUUCCCCCACCAGCUUGAGCUAACUUGCGUCUAAACAACUAGUUCAGGGCAGAAGAGUAGACGAAGAAGACCCAGCCGACAGACUCAGUGAGUUACCAGACAAUGUUAUUUUGCACAUCAUGUCAUCGCUUCCGAUGAAAGAAGCAGUUCGAACAUGCCUUCUGUCAACCAGAUUGAAGGAUCUUUUUACUUCCAUAUCCAAUAUUGAGCUUGAUGGAGUUCUAAGGAAUAAGGCUUUACGUAAUAGAUUCAUGAAAUUUUCGGAUGGAUUUCUGUCCUUGCGUAAGGAUAUCAGUGUGGAUAGAUUUCGCCUCGGCUGUGGACCCGGAAUUGAUCAUCGCAAGAUCAAUGAAUGGAUACUGUACGCAGUAAGGCAUGGCGUUAGAGAACUUGAUUUGAUCUUUCAAAGUAGAUCCUUCGAAACAAGACACUUCACUGAGCUGGAAUUCGCGGUUUUCACUUGUAAAACACUGCUCACAUUGAGAUUAUUCAACCUUCCAAGUCUCGUCCUGACUAUUCCCACCCAUUGUUGUUUGCCGAAACUCAAAGUUCUCCAUCUUAAUUUUCUGAAAUUCUCUGAUGAUGAAUCCAUUAGAAGGCUACUUUCGGGCUGCAAUUCGCUGGAGGAAUUGCUUGUUCAAUCAUGUGAACUCAGCAACCUCAACAAACUCAAUGUUUGCCAUCGUACCCUUAAGAGGCUAACCAUAAGUGGUGGUGAUCUUGCCCCUAGUUGUGAACUGGAGAUUAACACCCCGAAUCUGGUCUGCUUUGAUUUCGGCUACAUCUACUGUGAAGAAACAAGACUCUCACUCAGAAACCUAAACUCUCUUUCAGAAGCACGCAUUUGUAUUGGAUUUAUAGUCAACAGGUCUUCAAACUACUGCAAUGACACUGCUUCGGUGUUUGAUUUGAUGAGAGCACUCAGUUGUGUUCAAUCAUUUCAUUUAACCGGUAUUUGCUCAGAGAUUCAAGCUAUGCUAAUGAGGCCCAGUCUGAUUCCUGAAUUUCCAAACCUGACUUCUUUGAAGAUGGGUGCCUGCUAUGCUUGUUAGAUGUCCAUGUCUUGAAACCCUUGCUUUUGAAUUGGAAGACUUUGGUCCCCGAGAGUGGCGUACACCGAAGAAAGAUCCCUCUUGUUUACAGAAUCAUAUCAAGGCAAUCAAGAUUUUUGCAUUGAAAAGAAAGCAUGUAGAGUUUCAAUUGAUCGGGUAUCUUUUGAAGAAGGCAGGGGUUUUAGAGAGUUUGACGGUAGAGAUCAAAAGCGUGACAAAGAGAGAGCAGAGAAUGAUGAGUAAAAAUAUAUGUGCACUGCCAAAAGCUUCAAAGAAAUGCCAUAUACUUAUUAUCUAAGUUGACAUAGUAACUAUACUUGUUGAUUAAUAUAUUUAAAUUUCAACUGUAUUGUAGAAAAGGCUGAUAUUAGAGGUCACUGAUGCUGCCUGCUCAUUGACAAAUGUAUACGAAAUUUCUCUGUACCAGUUUUGAUUUUUGAAGAAAUAAAAUCCUGUUUGAAGGCACUUGAAAAUCA
Gossypium raimondii (Peruvian cotton) is the source of this 1607-nucleotide messenger RNA. RefSeq names its product F-box/LRR-repeat protein At3g59210. The record is from RefSeq and is a predicted model, not a curated record. The transcript is spliced from 3 exons. Lineage: Eukaryota; Viridiplantae; Streptophyta; Magnoliopsida; Malvales; Malvaceae. Bases 199 to 1131 code for a protein of 310 amino acids.